GAAGCUCUCGGUGGUUAUUCGAGGGGAAGUACUCCCGACUUUAACUUUUGAGGACAAAGAGCCAAUCAGACAGGUUGGAGAAAAAGCUCUUAAAACGUACAAGCAGAAGUCGUCGAGCCUCGUUGAAAAAGAUGAGAAGGUCUAUGAAAUUCGUAAAACUAGGAGUGGGGCCAUCCUGGAUCCAUUCGACCAUAUCAAACAGGUUUUGGACGAUGACGAUUUUGUAUCCGUUGUCUUGGCGAGUGACCAAUUGAGCCCAGCAACAGGACCAGCAGAAGGGCCAUACGCAGGAGUCGAAGCACCUGAAUUUGUUAUCCCUGCAAGAGAUCAGUACAUGUUUCUUGAUGGGAAUAACUUGACCACAGAUGACCUUAUCCGUCUCGGAAAAGGCAAAUUCCGGAUCAAGUUAACUGACGAAGCAGAGGAGAAGGUCAGAUUGGCACGAAAAGUUGUCGACGACAUUGUGAAAGGGAACAAAAUUGUGUACGGCAUCACAACCGGUUUCGGGGAAUUUGCCAAUGUAACAAUUGAACCAGGAGAGCUCGUUGAACUACAAGAAAAUCUCAUCAGAUCUCAUGCAUCUGGCGUCGGACAUCCUCUCAGUCCAGAGAGAACACGCAUGCUGUUGGCACUUCGGAUUAAUAUCCUAUCAAAGGGACAUUCCGGCAUCUCACCCGAAACUUUGCACCAGUUUAUUGAUGCAUUUAAUGCAUCCUGUUUGCCCUGGGUUCCAUACAAGGGCACUGUAGGUGCCAGUGGAGAUCUUGCCCCCAUGUCUCACCUUGCUCUUGGUAUGAUGGGGGAGGGAAAAAUGUGGAGUCCCGAGACUAAAUGGGGUGAAGCCGGACAAGUUCUUAAAGCUCACAACUUGAAACCAAUACAACUAACCGCAAAGGAGGGUCUGGCUCUCAUCAACGGUGCUCAACUCAUUACAACUCUUGGAGCAGAAGCUGUUGAAAGGGCAUCAUCCAUUGCAAGACAGGCAGAUAUUGUAGCUGCGUUAACCAUGGAGGUCCUGAAAGGCAACCCAACAGCCUUUGAUAGUGCCGUCCACGCGGCCCGUCCCCACAAAGGCCAGAUUGAGGUAGCCCGUCGAUUCCGCUCGGUACUCCCAUCGGAGAUGCAUCCCUCAGAAAUUGCGACUGAUCAUAGGAAAAGGGUCAAGUUUCUCGCCCAGGAUGCGUACACCAUCAGAUGCUGCCCCCAGGUGCACGGGAUUGUUAAUGACACAAUUGAGUUUGUCAGGAGCACCCUCACCACAGAGAUGAACAGCGCCACAGAUAAUCCUCUAGUAUUUCCGGAUCGCAAUGAGAUCAUUUCGGCUGGAAACUUCCAUGGAGAGUACCCUGCCAAGGUCUUGGAUUAUUUGGCCAUUGGAAUCCACGAGUUGGCAAACAUCAGUGAAAGGAGACUAGAAAGGUUAAUGAACCCAGCGUACAGCAAUAGAAGCUUACCAGAAAACCCUAACUAUGAUGAAACACCGAAGAUGCCAGCUUUCUUGGUCAGCAAAGGAGGUCUCAACUCGGGGUUUAUGAUAGCACAUUGCACGUCAGCUGCUCUUGUCUCCGAGAACAAGGUUUUGUGUCACCCAGCGUCUGUGGACUCCUUAUCGACCAGUGCUGGACAAGAGGACCAUGUCAGUAUGGGAGGCUUCUCCGCUAGGAAGGCACUCAGAGUGGUCGAGCAUGUUGAACAGGCACUUGCCAUAGAGUUGCUCGCAGCCUGCCAAGCAAUGGAAUUUCAAAAUAAACGGAAGACAACCGCUCCUCUACAGAAAGUGUACGAGUUGGUCAGGACAGUAGCAAAACCGUGGGACAAGGAUCGUUAUAUGGCCCCUGACAUUGAUGAGGUGACAAAACUUCUGCAGGAGGAAAAGGUUUGGCAUGCUGUAAAGCCUUACAUGGACACUUAUCGCUCACAUCAGCUGUGCCAACUGCUGUCGAGAGAUACCGGUAGCGGAUGAGCCGGCCCAACGUCUAUACCAUACAACCCCUGAAUAUGACGAAACGGGAGAUGUUUAAGUAUAUAGGCCUACAUAUGCUAAAUUGUUAGUUGUUUUCGAGGACUAGGAUACAGAUCCAUAAUUCUGAUUGGGAACAACGUUUUUGGAAAGGCGUCCACGCUUUGAACACUUUGCUGCAACAGCUUUCGAAAUGACCACAUUUUAGUAAUUAAUGUAAUGCAGUGAGUAAUUUAAUUUUCCAAAUUGUAUAUAUCUGACAUUCCGGUCUGACCCUCCAACCUGAGAAAACUUACACCAAAAAUUAAUCCCAGUUUUGUUAUCUGUAACUGAUAUUGCUGAAGUUGUGCAAAAUUUGUGAUUUAUAUCUAAAUGUAAGCUUACAAGGACAAUACAUCUUCAAGAAUCAUUGACGAUCACACUAAGCGAAUCUACUGAUGUUGUUCCCGUAAUUGCAAAGUUAUAAACAUCAUUAUCUCACAGUAGUUUUGUCAGAUUCAUGUUAGUUGGCUUUUAUGUAUUUGGUUUUUAUAUUGACAAUCUAGAUUUGGUGAGGUGUGUAUUAUUUUAACAGUUGUGUAAGCUAGAGCAGGUCUAGACCUAAACCUGGAUUAUUUGUAUCUUACGUACCUGAUAGACUGUGAUUAUAAAAUUAAAUGUAUAGUUUAGUAUUCAGCUUACUUAAAGUUAAGUUUGGUAAACUAACAUGGUUGCCAAAUUAGAGUAAGACCACAAUUUUUUACUUGUUGAACUACGAAUCCGCCGGGGGUCAUUUUCUUGAAAAUGGAAAAAAAUUAAAGUCCUGACGAUGACCGUUUUUGACACACUUUUUUUUCUCCCCGACCAUAAAACAGAGAGAAUUGAAAAGUUUUCCCGACGACAAAUUUCAACCAAUUUUUAUUUUUGGGGUCCCCUUGUAUGAUCUGAGACUAAAAUUGAUGUUUUUAUUUUAUUUCCCCUGCCCCACAUAGAUUUUGAGUCUGUUGGAAAAAAUAUUAUUCCCCCAACAUAGGUUUUGAGUCUGUUGGAAAAAAAAUUAUUCCCCCAACAUAGGUUUUGAGAGUGAAGAAAAAUUAAUUUCUUUAUUCCCCACCCACAAGUUUUGGAUCUGAAAUUUCGUAAAUCCAACUUAUCAAAAAAGUGUGGCCAAAUUAAUGUUGGUAAUUAAUAGUUUUCCUGUAUAUCUGAGAUUCAGGACUGGCCUCCAAUCUGGGAACACUAUACCAGAAUUGGAUCCAUGUUUUGGGACUUGUAACUACAAUGUAUAUUGAUAUUGCUAUAGUUGUGCGAGUUUAGAAGGACAUUACAUCUUCAAGAAUCAUUUAACAUCCGAUUGAACUGGUUCAUAGUUUGAAAAAACCCUCUCAAAAUGCCAGUGAGACGAAAGAGUGGUUUUUGAUGAUCUAUAGGUUGAACACCAUUAAUUUAAAAGACGAUUUAAGACUCGGCGAAGCUAAUUUUUUUUAACAUUACUAUGGAAUGUUUGUAAUUAUUUUUGGGUACUUUCGAAACAUUAUGAAAUGAAAUGGUCCAGGGACCAUGUGCUCACCUUGGGUAAUGUAAUGCAUGUCAUAUGCAGUGGAUAUGGGGAGAACAAUUUCUGGCAAGUUUAACCAGUUUUGAUUCCAUUGAAUAAUAUUAUUAUUCUCGGCUCAAUGGUACCGUAGAAAAUUACCGGUACCAUCUAAGUAUAGCAUUUUGGUUAUAAAGUUGACUGAAUUUCAGGGUUAUUGAAGAGUGUACAUGUCACAUGGAAAUUGGUCGACAUCUGUUCAACAGUUUAGGAGUACUAGGACUUUGUAGGAUUUUCAAGAUGGCGGCCUAGUGGCCAUAUUUGUCAUGGGAUUUGACUGAAAAUUAGGGAUAUUGAUACGAGUACAUAGAUACAUAAUCACCUGAAGUUUGGUUGCAAUCCGAUCAUUAGUUUCAGGGUAAUAGGACUUUGUUUACUUUUCAAGAUCGCCACCUGGCAGCCAUAUUGGUAGAUGGAUUUAAUAUUGGAUGGAUUAAUAUAGCCUUCUGUUUUAGAUAGAAUAAAGCUUCAUUAA
This is a messenger RNA of Lineus longissimus, 4008 nucleotides long. Its product is annotated as histidine ammonia-lyase-like. NCBI's taxonomy places the organism in Eukaryota, Metazoa, Nemertea, Pilidiophora, Heteronemertea, Lineidae. Gene Ontology annotation, molecular function: histidine ammonia-lyase activity. Gene Ontology annotation, biological process: L-histidine catabolic process. The record is from RefSeq and is a predicted model, not a curated record. The transcript has 20 exons. The coding region runs from base 335 to 1963 and encodes 542 amino acids. Gene Ontology annotation, cellular component: cytoplasm.